Molecule: messenger RNA, 1741 nt
Organism: Psylliodes chrysocephalus
Lineage: Eukaryota; Metazoa; Arthropoda; Insecta; Coleoptera; Chrysomelidae
Source: the annotation of a GenBank genome assembly
CUUCUUAACCUCUAGCGUCCCUGCAUGUGAUACACUCUGCAUGUGAUACACUCUAAUAUCAAAUAUACCAAAUAAAAUUAUCGGUGUUUGGUUUUCAAAAUCAUGGCACCUCUUUCCUAUAUAUUUCCCCCCUCUUUGGUUAUGAAAUAUGAUUAUUAAAAGAAAACUUUCUGUGGCGUGUUCACCAAAUACGAUCUAGACUAGAUAACCGCGACAGUUUAAUCUGUACAUAUAAGUUUUUUUAAAAAUGCGUGUGGCUAUAGUCGGAGUUGGUGCAGCUGGUUUAGCUUCAGCUAGACACGCUUUUCAAAAUGGAUUUAAGUGCGAUGUUUUUGAAAUGUCCAACGAAAUUGGCGGCACUUGGGUGUAUAGUGAUGAUGUUGGACAAGAUAAAUAUGGCUACCCUAUACAUUCGGCUAUGUAUCAAGAUUUGAGAACUAAUAUCGCAAAAGAAGCAAUGGGAUUUCCAGAUUUUCCAGUCCCUUCUCAAGAAAAAUCAUAUUUAACUCACGAAGAGGUUCUAAGUUUUCUUAAUCAAUACGCUGACUACUUUAAAUUAAGACAACAUAUAAAGUUUAACUGCAUGGUAACUGACAUUCGUCCAACUGAAGGUAAUAAAUGGCAAUUAACUUAUGUUUUCAAACCAAACAAGAAAAGUACUACAAACAUAUAUGAUGCAGUGAUGAUUUGUAAUGGUCAUUACAGUGAUCCCGUUAUACCAGAAGUUACAAAUUUACAAAAAUUUUCUGGAGAAAUACUACACAGUCACUCUUUUCGAUCACCGGUACCAUUUGCAGAUAAACGCAUACUUACGAUAGGAGCUGGACCAUCAGGACUUGAUGUAACCCUGCACCUGUCAAAAUGCGCAAAACAAGUUUACUUUAGUCACCACUCCACACAAGCCGCCAAAACCAUAUUUCCUAGCAACGUACAACAUAAACCUGACGUUAAAGGCAUCCUUAAUGAAAAAACAAUUGAAUUCGUCGAUGGGUCAUCUUGUGACAUCGACGUUAUACUAUUUUGUACUGGUUAUAGAUACAAUUUUCCAUUUUUGCAUGAAUCAUGUGGAAUAAUUGUCGAUAAUAAUUACGUUCAACCUCUUUAUAAGCACAUGAUACAUAUGGAAAAGCCUACCAUGUGCUUUAUUGGGAUUCCUUUUCAUGUUUGCACUUUUCAGAUGUUUGAUUUACAGGCAAGAUUUUUCUGUAACUACUUAAGUGGUUCAAUGUUGCUUCCAUCUACAGAAGAAAUGCGAAAACAAACGGAAACUGAAAUGGAGAAUAGAUGGGCUGAUGGUUUGACCAAAACAAAAGCUCAUUUUAUGGGAGAGUACCAGGAAAACUAUUAUAAUGAUCUAGCGAAAGAUGCUAACACUGACUCUAUUUUACCUGUGUAUAUUAAAUUGACAAAUAUCAGUAUAGACAAUUUAUAUAGCGAUUUAAUUAAUUUUAGAGAAAACAAGUACAAAAUUGUGGACGAAGAAAAUUUUGUAAAAGUAAAUUAGUUGAUAGUCUAUUACAUUUUAUAUUGUAGAAGAGACAAUACUACUUCCGAUGAAUCCUUCCUAAUUACAACUUACAACUAUUGUGAUAUGUGUAUUCUACUCUACACCUAGAACGAUAUAAACAAACUAGAUGCCAGGUUUUUAUAACUAAUUUUAGUUGUUUGUCAUUGGAUAAAAUAAACGUUUUUUUUUUACUUUGGAAGUUUUUUCAUUUAACUCAGAUAACACACAUAAUCC